AUGGAUUUCCGCAGAUCAGUAUAUCAGUAUGCCGACAUCAACAACAUCCCCAGCGGAUUCAAUCAAGAGUCGCGGACAGCUGGGAAGGAGUGGGCGCUUUCGUUCAUGCGCAGGCACAACUUAUCUCUCAGAACACCUCAGCAAACCAGCCUUGGCCGGAUGAUGGGUUUCAACCGAGUGCAGGUUGGCAUAUUCUUCAACAAUUUGCGCGAAAUCACCACAAAGUACCGAUUCACCGCGGAUCGCAUAUACAACAUGGAUGAGACUGGAAUGUCGACGGUGCCCAACAAUGUCCCCAAGGUUGUGUCUGCUACUGGCAAAAAAGCUGUAGGCAAAAUUAGCUCCGGUGAGAGAGGAGAGUUGGUUACAGCUGUUUGUGCCAUAAGCGCACAAGGGAGUUACGUGCCUCCAGCGUUGAUUUUUAAAAGAAAGCGCCAAAAACCAGAACUUAUGGAUGGAGCACCUUGUGGAUCGAAAAUGUUUAUUUCGGAUACAGGAUAUAUAAACUCCGACUUGUUCUACGAAUGGGUAGAACACUUCCAGGUUAGCACAAAGGCCACAAAAGAGAAUCCCGUUCUGCUGAUUUUGGACAACCACAGUUCGCAUCAGUCGCUGAAAACAGUUCUUUACUGCCGAGAGAACGGAAUAGUGUUGCUUUCGAUUCCUCCUCAUAGCAGCCACAAAGUUCAACCAUUGGACCGAUGUUUCUUCCAGGCGCUCAAGACCAACUAUGCUGAAGCUUGCAACAACUGGCUUGUUACACAUCCUGGCAGAGUGAUCACUCAGUAUCAGGUGGCAGAGCUCUUCGGAAUUGCUUAUGGUAGAUGUGCAAGCAUUGAAAAGGCAGUCAAUGCUUUCAGGAUGUGUGGAAUCGUCCCUAUCAAUCCAGGCGUUUUUACGGAUGAAGAUUUUAUGCCAAGCGAAGUAACCAACAAUAAGGGAAAUGAAGAGAACGUCGAUCCGGAAGUAAUGCACAUCCCCAGAAAUGAUGAAUCAGAAAUUCCAUCCACAUCGAUUGAUUGCCGCAAAAAAGGGAAAGCAAAAGGACAGAAUACGACAAGCGGAAGCCUGUCGAACGAAGACCCAUCAUCCCAGCGUCUCAUCUUGCGUCCUGUUAUUCCAGCAACACAGAGCACACCCCAAGCUGCAAAUGCUGUUGCUUCUUGUUCUAACGCAUCUGAUCCACAGGCUGGAUACAGCGAGAAGUUUGGACCUCUUGUGGCGUCUCUCCGCAAUAUUGUGGAGUCUUUUGAGGCAGCUUGUGCUGUUGGAUCCUCUGCAGAUGCUUCGUCGAAUCAGGAUCAGCGUACAGAAACGGUUCCUUUUUCUGAAAUAAGGCCUCUGCCAAAGCGGGACGAGCCGCAAAAGCGAAGGAAGAGAGGACAAAAAUCCGAAAUUAUAACAAGCACACCAUUCAAAGAAAGGCUUGAGUUGAAGGCUGAAGAGCAAGAACAGAAGAACUCCAAGUCUACCACUCGGCGCAAAAAGCUGUUCAGCGAUCCAAAACCUCCAAAGAAAAAAGUGAAAAUUGAGAAAAAGUAG
This is a messenger RNA of Aedes albopictus (Asian tiger mosquito), 1542 nucleotides long. RefSeq lists its product as uncharacterized. The transcript has a single exon. Gene Ontology annotation, molecular function: DNA binding. Bases 1 to 1542 code for a protein of 513 amino acids. Gene Ontology annotation, cellular component: nucleus. Lineage: Eukaryota; Metazoa; Arthropoda; Insecta; Diptera; Culicidae. The record is from RefSeq and is a predicted model, not a curated record.